AAAGAUUUAUUGUGCUUAUAAUAUAAUUUAUUAUUAAAAAUGUAAUUAUUAUAAAGUUAAUGAGAGACUAUAAGUAACGAGGAUCAGCUGCAGUGUUUCAUCUGAGGUUAGAGUUCAAUUUACUGUUUGUUUUUUAUUGAAAGAAUAAAAAGUGAAUAAAAUGAAAUAAUAAUCCAUUAAACUGGAUCUCAGGAAAGACUUGUAGACAGUAAAAUCAGGGAUAUAAAUGAUGUUAUCAUGGCUCAUCACUUUUCCUGCUGCUCUUCAGGAACAUGCGAACAUCAGUAAUGAAGUUACUGAAGCACCAAAAAGUUUUCUAAUUACCACAAAGCAGAAAAAUGGUGUCACUGGAAACCGUGUGCUCGAGGCGUGUCCUGAUUAAUGGUUAUUCUAACCUUGGCCUAAAGUUACACUUGAGCUGCUUCUCAAACCACCGAGCUUCGGGCUCACGCCGCAACACAGGAUGCGUGAAACACCUUGUCUCCGUCACGUCUUCAGAUUCUUCAGCUGAAAGAAAACGUUUGAUGAUGGUUUGAUCGAUACCUGUUACGAUAAUGUCUAGAAAAGUAAUUGUACACGACUCGCAGAAACUGGUGGAGCAAUACCGCUCGGAGCGAGACGAGGCCCUUCAACGCGAGAAUGCCCUCAAGGAGAAACUGAGACAAUACGAAUCGAGGACAAAGUCGACCGAGACCAUCAAACAGAAACUCAAAACCCUUACGUCGGACAACAAAGAGCUCAGGAAGCAGGUGAAAGCGCUGAGGACGGAGAUCGGCUUGGAGUCGAGCCCGAACUUUCACGGCAAAACUACGAGGGACGUCAUCAACCAACUGCAGGAGAAAGAGCGAGAGUGCAGCACGCUGGCGGAAAAAGCUGGAAAGUUGAACCUGACCAUCGAUGAGCUGUCGUCCGAGCUGGCCAACGUGAUCACCUCCAAAACUCUGCUGGAGGAAAAAGUCCAGUCACUUCAGCUCAACCUCAAGGACAUGACCAACAACCAGCGCCGCCUGCUGAAGUUAUGGGAGGAUAAAAAAACUCAGCGUGAGCCGAUCCUCCUGCCCGCCAUCAAUCAGAGAACCGCACACAAACCCCUCGUCCAGAAAGCCAUCCAGACCGAAAUGUCAAUUAGCUCCACACAAAUCCUUCCUGCCAAUGUCUUUGAAACCAGACUGAGAUGGGAACCGGAGAAGAGCAGGAACCUGGACAGAGAAACAUCACGUUACCCAACAGCACUCAUGCAAAAUAAGACAACGAGGCAUCACUGAUAUUCAACUGGAAAUGAACGAUGACUAUUUUUUGUCCAUUUACUGUAACAGGUCCCAUUCCUGUGUUACGUAUUUCUUUAAGUUGGGCUUUAAAUCAGCAAAAAUCUCAUCUCACAUCCAGGCACCGUCCCAACGCAUCAUACCCUCAAUAUA
This is a messenger RNA of Silurus meridionalis, 1418 nucleotides long. RefSeq lists its product as uncharacterized. The record is from RefSeq and is a predicted model, not a curated record. The transcript has a single exon. Lineage: Eukaryota; Metazoa; Chordata; Actinopteri; Siluriformes; Siluridae. Bases 555 to 1265 code for a protein of 236 amino acids.